Messenger RNA from Synchiropus splendidus (mandarinfish), 1421 nucleotides. Its product is annotated as zinc finger protein 239. Lineage: Eukaryota; Metazoa; Chordata; Actinopteri; Syngnathiformes; Callionymidae. The coding region runs from base 139 to 1020 and encodes 293 amino acids. Gene Ontology annotation, molecular function: RNA polymerase II cis-regulatory region sequence-specific DNA binding; DNA-binding transcription factor activity, RNA polymerase II-specific. The transcript is spliced from 2 exons. Gene Ontology annotation, biological process: regulation of DNA-templated transcription. The record is from RefSeq and is a predicted model, not a curated record.
CAUCUCUUGCGCCUCCCGGUUUGAGAGAAAAGCAGUGGCGAACAAAACCAGACGCAAUGCCGUCUGUGUACAUCUUCCGCAACACGUCCACGGUUUCUUCAGACGAAGUUGCGAGAUGUGAGCUGGAAGCCCCCCACCAUGGUUGAAGACAGCAGCAUGCAGGAGCCCGGGUGCACGUUACUGCCCAACACGGAGACAGCAGAGUCAGAGCAGAACGUCCAGCUGGAGCCACACUGCUGCUCCCUGUGCAGCAAGACCUUCAUCUCUGCAGCCCACCUGACUCUCCACCUUGCCACACACAACAAGGAGCGGAAGUUCAGGUGCAGCACCUGCGGAAAGUUCUUCCAUCAGUCCUCUCACCUCAUGACGCAUAAGGUGAUCCACAGCGGGGACCGGCCCUUCAAAUGCCCCGACUGCGGGAAGACGUUCGGACGAGCUUCACACCUGAAGACCCACCGCCGCCUUCACACGGGCGAGAAGCCGUUCAAGUGCACCUACUGCGACAAGUCCUUCACUCAGAAGGCCGGUCUCCUGGCGCACGUCCGCCUUCACACCGGUGAGCGGCCGUACAAGUGCGAGAAGUGCGGAGAGGGUUUUCGUACUUUGCCCAUUCUGCUGGCUCACAAGGCCGAAAAGUCCCUGGGGCAGGAGAAAAGGCCGGUGGCGGCGCCACAGGCGACGGAGAGCAUCCUGGAGGACCUCAAGUGCGGCGUCUGCUGUCGCACCUUCGUACGCUCCUCCUAUAUCCGACUGCACAUCCGCCUCAAGAAGGGACAGAGACCCUAUCACUGCAGGGUCUGCAACAAGACCUUUGUCAAACUAGAUUCCUUUGUGAACCACUGUGAAAAACACUUGAUGCAGAAAAGAGAAAAAAACAAGGACAACCAGGGUCAAGCGGCUCAAGAUCCCGGUUUUGUGUCCGGCACCACGCCAGCGCCUCCCCAGACCACAGACGCCACCCAGUGUUCAAAGACAAAAUCCAAAGCAGAACUCGAUCAGAAAAACCUCUCAGAUGCUUGAGAUAAAACAUCGCUGGUUAUAAAGGGGGGUGUUCCAAUUGUAAUAUAAGUGUUCGGCGUGGCUAAAGGGAGGGGGAAUGCAACUCAUGUCCCACUGUCAUGUGUUAUAUAUUUAAUAAUCCAGGGCCAUAAUUCGACCAGUCCGGCGUUUAUUUACUUUGUAAUGAGUGUCGGGACAGUUGUGUCUGCAACUGCUCUGGAUUGUGAUGUAACAAAACAACUGGACCUGGGGACUAGCGUUCCAAGGGGGGACACAGGGUGGGAGCAGUUGCAUUACAUGCAUGAGGGCUGGACCUUUCAAAGAACCAGGAAAUGGGACUGAUGUAAGGUGGCACUUCACCUGUGUACAUUUCUGCAUGAUCCUUCGAAUGUGUUGUGCCAACUUUGAUUAAAUGUGUUGGA